AUGUGCCUGACAGAAGUGAAGGCCUUUUGGUUUAUGAAAGAAGGAGAGGAAAAGGGACAAGGAUGGAAAUACAAUGAAAGGAGUGCUAGUGGAGAAACUGGCUUGGGAGAGAGGGUAAUGGCAAACAGACUGACUUAUGUGAUAAGGUAUUUUAUUGUUAAAAGUUGCAAUCGUGAAAAUUUGGAGUUAUCUGUACAACAAGGAGUAUGGGCAACUCAAAGGAGCAAUGAAUCCAAACUAAAUGAAGCAUUUGACUCUGUGGAAAAUGUGAUAUUGAUUUUCUCAGUCAACCGUACUAGACAUUUCCAGGGUUGUGCAAAGAUGACAUCAAGAAUUGGUGGGUCUGUUGCUGGGGGUAACUGGAAAUAUGCUCAUGGAACUGCACAUUAUGGGCGAAACUUCUCUGUCAAAUGGUUGAAGGUAUAA
Messenger RNA from Sphenostylis stenocarpa, 426 nucleotides. Lineage: Eukaryota; Viridiplantae; Streptophyta; Magnoliopsida; Fabales; Fabaceae. The record is from the annotation of a GenBank genome assembly.